CUUUUAUUCUCAUUGGUGUCUUUUGGGCGCGUUGUUGUUGGAUUACAGACAAGGAAAUAGUGAUUCUGUGUGUCGGGUUAUUUUUUUGCGCUAUUAUACAGUAUGCCCAUCCGCCCAAGUUAGCCCCACCUUCUUUUGAAAUUUUACGCAUGAAAGUUAUUAUGAUCAUUGGUAGUUUCUCCAAUCAAAUUCUGUAUUUGAGACAUCUACGAAAGUUUGCAGCCAUAAUCACCCGGUCGUGUUCCCACGCGUGUAUUCUCAUCAAGCCUCAAAGUGUGAGGUGGCGCCCAACUACACGAGCUAGUUCACUGGUGGAUUAUUAAUUGUGGAAAAGUGUGCAGUAAUUUGAUAAAUUAGAAAUGAAUACAGAAAAGUCAUCAACUCAGAUCUCUAUAUCAGACUCUCCAAUAUCAACUGUUUCUCCAAUUUCUGGAGUAUCAUCAGUUGAGAUGCAGGCACCACCUCCAAGUCUGAUUACCACAACUAUGGCAGUGACUUCAGGACCCAUUCCCAUGGCAGUGACUUCAGGACCCGUUCCCAUAGCAAUGACUUCAGUACCUAUAUCCAUGACAAUGAAUUCAAUACCUGUUUCCAUGGCAAUGACUUCAGGACCUGUUUCCAUUUCAGCAACAGUGUCUCAUCCAAUAACACCUGCUACACCAGCACCAGCACCACCUCGAGAAGAAAUGGCUACACCAGCACCAUGUCAUACUCCAAUUGCUCCACCCCAGACUCAGUCCUCAAUGCAUCCUACUACGCAUCAAAAUAUAGGACAGACAGCAAUUGCAAAUGUGGCAUCCUCUUUGUUUCCACAGGUGCAAGUGAUCCAUAAUCCUAGUUGCUUGCAGCAGCUGUAUCCUCAGCCACAAAUGCUCCUUCCUGGAAACCUCACCAUCCAACAAGCUAGCUUGGGUCAGUCACUGCAAAAUAUGGGAUCUGCACCAACUCUUAGCUUUCAGCUGCAAAACAAAGGACUGAUGGACCAAAAAGGAGUGGCUGUCACAGGUCCAACUCUAAUUCCAGCAGCACCGAUACAGUCAGUAAGCACAGUUGGGAAGGGAAAUGGGAUUAGCACAGCCAACCUUAUAUCUGGAGGAGGACAAGUUAUUGCAACAGGUGGGAAAAGUUGUGUUGUAGGACAGAUGAUCUCAGCAAAGUCUACUGCUGUUAUUCAAGGUCAGGCAGGGUUUGUCCCUUCUACCACAAGCCAGCAGGCAGUGGUGAUUGGUCAGUUAGGAGUGAUUUCCAGCCAGGCAUCCAUUCUUCCUACACAGAAUAAAGCCAUUGGUGACAAUUCCAGAGGGAAGCAACCCUUUGUUAUGGGAAAUAUGACUUCCAUGUCAUUUAGAUCCCCUUCCCUACUUCCACCUAAGAUUAUGAGCCAGGGUGCUGCACUACAACCAAGGUCACCCAUUUAUCCUUCUCCUAUAUCAUCAAUUGGAUCUUCACCCCAGUCUUUCACUAGCACUCAACUGAAACAGUUCACUUCCUCACCCCAAAUCAUAUCAUCACAAACUCCAGCAGCCAUGAUAGCUAGUCAUUCCCAGAUUCUAGGAUCUAUUCAAACACUUGGUGCUCCUUUGGGUCAACCAAUAGCAUGGGCUACUCCAGGGGGACUUCAGUCUCCUGCUGUUCUAACUCAGAAUCCCAUAUUCAUAAGGAGCCAACAUUCUGACAUGUUUAUUCAGUCACCUUCUCCAGCACCAGCAGCUUUACAGGCAGUGUCAAUGGCAAGUGCAGGUGCUGUAUCAGUCUCUGCCACUGGUAUCCAAGUCCAGAAGCAAAAGCAGGUACGUCCUGCUAGCUCAGUGGCUACUCAAACAGCAAUUUCUACAUCUUCAUCUACACAUUACCAAUCAAAUGCUUCUGUUCGCUCUCAGGUUAAACAAAGAGCUCGUGCUCAGAUUGCUCGACAGACUUCAUCUCAAGCCUCAGGAACACAAGCACAACAAGUUUCUCAGACAACUAGUAGCCAAACUCAAACUAAUUCUCCUCAGAGCAUGAAGGCUGAUGCAGCUAAUCAGACAAAGCUUUCUAUUGAUGCUCGUAGUCAUAAUAUACAGAGUAAAUCAACUGGCACUGAGACGAAACAGCAGUCAGCCCAGGUAAAGCCCAGUCAUAUUCCUGUCAUCCCCAUAACAACAGCUCUCGUGACAGCCACUACUGCUACAAACACUAAUACUAACAUUACUCUUCCUGUGAUGGUGAGCAAGAAAGAAAAACGAGAAGAGGUGAAAAAGGAGAAUGAAGUUUCCACCCAAACACUAAACAAAAUCCCUGCUGUACCUAGAUUCCUUGAGAAAAAAGAUGCUGCCACAGGAAAUGAUGCUCAUAUCUAUCCCUUACUACACGAACAGGCCAAAGAGAAACAGCCACAGAAAGCUAUUGUCAAACCACAUAUUUUAACACACGUGAUAGAAGGCUAUGUUAUUCAAGAAGCUCUAGAUCCUUUCCCAGUGAGCAGAUCGGUUCUAACAGCCUCAUCUCAAGCUAAACAAGUUUUAUCAGGAAAACCAGUGUUGACUGGUGUCACUCCAUCACUUAAAGGAAAAGUAGGAAAAAGGAAGCGAGGUCGAAAAGCAUGGAAAAAAUGGAGAAAGCAAAGUGAAAAAACAACUUACAAAGCUAUUAGUAGCUGGAACCAAGGAGAUGAAGUUAGUGCCAUGGAUUCUCAGAUAGGAAAUGAAGAGUUAACAAAGCAGGUGACUCAAAUGGAGGAAACAGAAGGAGAAACAACAGACACACCUUCAGGACCAGAGAGUUCUGUGUCUCCAAACACACCUUCCAGUCAUCGGGAAGAGAUGGAGGUUGAGACUCAAGAGAUUGGUGCAACCCCAAAUAAAAAUCCACUGAAAUGGACGGUUCUAGAAGUGUACGAGUAUAUCCGUGGGCUUCCUGGCUGUUCUGCUUAUGCAGAAGAAUUUCGUUCUCAAGAGAUUGAUGGUCAAGCUCUCCUACUGCUCAAAGAGGACCAUUUAAUGUCUACAAUGUGUAUGAAGCUUGGUCCAGCUUUGAAGAUUUGUGCUCGCAUCAACACAUUAAAGGAUGAAAUACCAUGAAAACUGAUAAUUACUGCUCUGCACGAAUCAAGAAGGAGAAUAUAAAGAAAUGAAAGGGAUAAGAAGGGUGGUGCUGGCUUUUUAUCGUCUAGUAUUUUGGUUUAAAUAAUUCAAAAAGAAGGGUAAUCUUGUGUAAGUUACAAGGCUUUUUAUGUCCUUGUUGGGUCACUUGACUGAAUCCAUAUUGAAAAACUAAUUAACUUCCUGGAUGGAUUUUUCCAUUUUUAAACAGCAAGCAAAAUGGCUGUGAUUUAUUUCAAAGCAUAACAUAAUUAAACUUUCUUGUAACAAACCAGGCAGUAUAAACCAGACUUAAGUGUUGUAAUCAUUAUUUUGAUUGUUACAAUGGGAAUUAGAAUAAUGAUAGAGAUUUUAACUUUUUUAUAAUAGUUUUAUUUAAUAACCCAACACUUCUGCAUGUUACUUAAUUGCAAUACAAUAAUAAUACUAUGAAAAUGGUUAUGUACUGACUGAGGGUGCAUUAUGUAUUUAGUGAGUAAAAAUUGAAAAAUAUUAUUAUGUCAAAUAAAUAAUUUUAGUGUUACCUGCAGUGUAUGAUUCCACAAGAGAAAUUUUAUGGUUUACUGAUCUAGCUUUGCCAAAUAGGUAAACUUUGCUCAAGUUACCAAGGUUGAUGAUAUCAUCAAGAGGGCUUAGAGAUCUAUAAUUGAUCAAAACUAAACUUUGAGAAUGAAUUUAUGAUAAUCUAUAAGCAUGUCAAGUUUCAUCAAGAUUGUAUGUUAUCUUCACAUAUUUUUAUCUUUGUUUUGGAAUCCACCACUCCUGACAUUGCACCCAAUCUUGAAGUCCCAUGUGGAAUAGGGUUAAUUAGAUAAUUUGCAUAUAAAUGUUAUUCCCUAAAGUGGAUUUUGGAUAUGUUACAGAGAUCAAAAUUCUGGUUCUAUUGUUAUCAAAAGCAACUUGAUAAUUUUUUUCCUUGUUUUCUCUUCCAUGGCCAUAUUUGUUAAUGAUAGUUCAUAGACUGUUUUAAAAUUUUGCAGAACUGUAUGUUUUUCACUAAUAAUACUUCUGCUUGCUUAUUUUUGUAUCUCUUAGAAUCUUUAACAAUCAUAGAAGAGUUAAGCUAUUUUUUUGUGAUUUUAGUGACAAAUGUUAGCUAAUUCUGUAGGUGUCUGUAAUUUCUGUUUGAAUUUUGUAUCUAGCUUCUUUUUUGUUAGAUAGAGAUUUCCUCUCAAUGGUAUACAAUUUUUUUCUUCAAUGAAAUAUUAAUUUUUUUUAAGUUUACUAAUCACCUAUGAAGUUUUUUGCAAUUUGAAAUUCAACUUUUUAUAUGUACCUACAUAACUUUUUUUGAAACUGAAAGCCAGUUUUUUUUUGUAUAUCCCUUUGUUUUUACAAGAAUGUAGAGCCAUCAUUUUCUUACAGAUGAUUUGCUGCAAUUCCAGGUAUGGUAUCAAUAUUUUGUACAUCACCAAAUGUGUAAAAAUCCUUUAGAUUGGACAUUUCAAUUAAGAAUUCAUUCAAAAAAAUGGAUGAUUCUUAGAUUUGGAAGUUUCAAGAAUCUGUUUUAAAAGAAUUUUGUUGCUCUGUGAAAAAUGUGUACCUUCAUCAACUUGAUUGUUCAGUUGUUUGUAAUCCAAUGACAACAGUUGUUGCUUCAUGUUUUCAUUUAAAAGGUUAUUCUAUUGGUUUGUGUUUAAUUCUUUUGAAUGGGGAUUACUUUUAGAUAUAAAGAUUGUUUUUGAUAUCAGUAGAACAUGAGAGACCAGGCUGAAGAUAUCAUAUAAUGGUAUCUUUUACCUAAGAACUUUUAAAACCUCUUGUACAUUAUAACUAAUUUUGCCCAUUUCACAAGAUUGUUGAAAUAGGUUAUUUCACGUGCUCUGCUUCUUUUCUUCCUUUGUAAAUAUUUAUAUUCAAGCUGUGAUGAUUGCAAAGCAGAUUGUCACAACUGAAAUUACCAUAUAAAAAAUAAAAGCAAGCUUGGAACAAGUAUUACUUUUGUAUCUCCUAGAAUCUUUAACAGUCAUAGAAGAGUUGAGCUAUUUUUUGUGAUUUUAGUGAUAUAUGAAACUUACAUUAUACUCAGUUACUAGGCAUGACAAAUUUUAGCUAAUUCUGUGAGUGUCUGUAACUUCUGUAUGAAUUUUGUAUCUGGCUUCUUUUUUAUUAGAUAGAUAUAUCCUCUUAAUGGUAUAGAGUUUUUUUUCAAUGAAAUGUUAAUUUUUUGGAAGUUUACUAUUCAUUUUCUUGUUCUAUAUUUUAAUGAAUUGAAGUAGUUAAAGAACCUGGGUUUAAAUGAAACAGUGGAAGGUUAGAUUUAUCAUUUUAUGUAAAAUAUAUGGAUCACAUGUCAGUGGGAAACUAUUAUUUGUCACUAGGUUUUGAAAUGCGAGUUAUGGAAGCAGGUGUAUAGGAUUGUUAUAGAAAUUCCAGUAUGUGGUUGUGGACAAAAAAAAAACUUUUAUUUUUAGUAAUUCAGAAAUGACCUAUUCUUCAAAGUUCGCUUGUAAAACGAUAGUUUAAUAUGGUGUGAGAAGAGUGAUUUGAUUUGGGUUAUUCAGUUAUGAAUAAUCAUGCUGAGUUAUAUUUGUCAAAAUGAUUAACGUUUAUGCUCGAAAGAGUUCCAGUGCACCUGUAUGUCACGAAAUCAAAAUAUUUGAUUUUUCUUUUGAAAGAAAUCUUUUAGAUUCAUCAUAUUUACAUAAAAAUAUUUUUAACUACCAGUACAUGAAUUCCAAAUAAUUAUGGUGUACAGUUAGCUGUAUACUUGUUUAAUUUAUGAAUAUACAGUUAGUUUCAUGAUACUAUGGUUUAUGAAAGGGUAAGCAUAAGUAUUAAUUACUUAGUAAGCAAAAGUAGAGUGUGUGUAUAUUCAGUAUGUUUUUUUGUAUAUCAGGUAAGUUCAAAAGUGUAUGUGGUGACUCGGGCUUAAAAAGCAGAUAUGAAUGAUAGAUUUUAGAAAGGUUAAUUUAGAAACAUUCUCAAAUGAUAUUUGUUUCUGUAUUAAUAUACAAUAUAAAAUCUUUAUCUUAUAUUUUAUAUUUGCUUGUUUAAAAAUUAAUUUUUUUUGCAAAAGAUAUAUAUAUAUAUUUUUUAUGUUGGGCAAAGCUCCAGCAGUGGUUGAAUGUUGAGUAGUUUUGGAAGUUGGACUUGUGGACCAUCAAGUGUACUUCAUUACAAAUAUAUGUCCUUUAGCUAAUGAGAGAUUAACUAAGUGUGGAUUUUGGUAGUGUAAUAAAAUGAGUAACAAUUUUAUACAACUCUUAUUAAAUCGUACAAACUAUUGUUAAACCUUGAGUAGGAUAAUACAGCAGUAACUGGUAGUAAUAGUAACACACAACCAGUUAAACUAAUGCUCGUUUUUUUGUUUGUUUCUUUUUCAGUUAUUUUCCCCAUACCAAUAACUGUUUUUUAUUAUUAGUAGUAUUAAUGUUUCUUAUAAAUGUUUUCUGGUUAAGAUAAUUGACUUGUAUACAUGAUGUAUGUUCAUAAGUUUAGAUAACUUCUGUAUAUUAGUUAUUACUUAUGAUAGAAAACAUGCUUUUGACAUUCAGUAAAAAAAUGUGGAUCCCAGUGAUUAGCUCAUGAAGACUUAAAAGAAUAAUGGCCAGGUCCUUGCUAUAUGGAUAUCAAUAACAUAUAAGUGAAUUCAUUCACAUGUGCUAACCCUAAGAGAAGCAACUAACUCUGGAAUUACAAAACAGUUUUCUUUGUUGUGUAAAUUUUAGGGGUAUAAGAUAAUCGUGACUCAAAAGGAAAAGCGAACUGCUGCCUAUGGUAACAUCUUACUGUAAGACCAGAGUGUGAUUGACUAGAUCACUUAGAGCAUCCUCCUGUUAUUGUAAUGUAUAUUUCUAUUAUUGAAGCUGUCUUGAGAAUUCCCAGGAAACUUAUAUAGACAGAAUAUAUUGUAAUAUUGCCUGGGUUGGUUUUGUUUAUAGAUGUUGAAAGGUCAUUUAAUAGUAUAAAUUGCAUGCAGCAGGUAACAAUAUAUUUUAUCCAUUAUGCUGUAUUGCUGCUAUCUGUUAAUUAUAAUACCAAUAUCUGACAGAGAUGCAUUUUUUAAUGUUUUUUGUGGUGGAGAACUUUAGAUUUACAACAUGAAAAGCAAAAUUAAAAAAUUAUUUGCAUCUACUGACAUAAAACUAGUAGAGGAUUUUACUGUAAAUUGCUGAUAGUACUGAACAACCAGUAAAAAACUUCUGUUAAAUUGAUAAAAUAAUUUAAAUUUUAAGUAAUUUAGUGUUACUAGCAGAUGAAAGUUAAUGAAUCUAGGUAAAUAAGAAUACUUUAUUAAUGUGUAGGAUAGGAUGGUAACUGUGGAAAGAUGCUAAGAAAAAUUUGAUUUUAUGAAACUGUUUUAUCAGUAGAUGUAGCUUUUUUGCCAAAUGUUGGUUUGUUAUUUUUGAUAAAAUGAAUUGUUUAACUUUUAUAUGCAAUAUGUAUGAGAUAAAAGAUGUAAAGGUAAAAUGGUAAGUAAGAGAUUUGGUAAGGAGUUUAUUAAUUAAUAUUCUCUACUCUGUUUUUGCAAUUAUGGUAUGCUAAAUGAAAAACAUAAAUUAGACAGGUAAUCUAAAUAAAAAGAGAUAUAUUUAUAAAUUAAAUAUGUUAGUUAUUCAAUGGUAUAAGAUAGAGUUUUGAAAUAUAUUUCUUAAAUAUUAGCUUUAUUGUUGUUGAAAGGCACUUAUAUGAUGUUACAUACUGAAAUAAAUUUGUGCAAAAGUUGUAAUACAGGUAAAACUGAAUUUUUAAAGUGACAUGUUAAAUUAUAUUCAAUAUUUUAUGCAUACUAAAGUUGCAACUGAGCAUUCUUUAACUAUAAGAAUGAUGAUGUUUUGUUAGUCUGUAUAUAAAAUCCAGAAGUAAAAGAAAAAGUAUGUGACUUGUUUGUACUUGUACUUCUUGACAAUCACAUGUAAUGCUCGGAUUAGUGUCUUGUAAACUACAAUUUUGAAGGAAUGCCUGAAAAAUCCAGGGUUUUAAUCAUGUUUUCUACACAUGCAGCCACUUGUUGAUUUAAAUCAGUGUUGUAUAGUUUGUAUGUUUACAUGUAUUUCAGAGCUUUGUUAAAAAAGAUUGUCUUUCAAUUUCCAGUUGCACAUUUUAAUGUGUGAACUCAAUAUCACAUUUAUUACAAUUUGUUUAUAUAUAUGUAUAUAUUAUAUAUAUAUUUUUUUUAUAUUCUAGUCAAAAAUUAUAUACUAGAUGUGCUUAUUCAUUUACUAUUAUUGGCUGAAGUAAAUGUGACUAGACUAUCUUUAGGUUAUUAUCAGGAAAAAAUAUUUAUAUGUGGCAGAACUAUCUUGGAAGUAGUUAUCAUGUGGAAAUUUGUGUGUGAAUUAUAUGUAAUAGGACAGGAUUACCUGGGAAGUGGUUAUCAAGAGGAUAGGACCAUCUUGGAAGUAAUUAUCAGGUGGAAAUUUUCGUUUGCAUUACAUGUGGUAUGACAAGAUUAUCUGGGAAGUGGUUAUCAGGAGGAACUCUUCAUUUGAAUUACAUGUGAUAAGACAGGACCAUUUUGGAAGAGUUUAUUAGGUGGCAAUUUUCAUUUGAAUAAUAUGUGACAGGACAAAACUAUUUGGGAAGUGGUUUUUCAAGAGGAAAUCUUUAUUUGGAUUACAUAGGAUAUCUUUAAGUAGAUUUUAAAAAACCUCUUUGGAAUUAUUUUAACAUAUUACACAUCAUUGAAUUAAUUAGUCUGUUUUAUUUGUAAUAUUUUCUUGGUAUAAACUCCAUUCAUUUAUUAAAGUUCAAAUCAAAAUAAUGUUUAAGAGAAUGCUUGCCAAGUGCAGUAUGUUGUCAAAGUUGCUUUUUGUUACAUUUAAAUGUACCAUGAAUAGCACUGUUGUUUAAAUCUUCACAGGGUUACCUUGUGUCAAACUUUUAUAAUUCAUUGGUUUUCAAGUUGAGAAGUAAAAUAAAAUCUAAGGUUUGUCAGA
Limulus polyphemus (Atlantic horseshoe crab) is the source of this 8962-nucleotide messenger RNA. RefSeq names its product polyhomeotic-like protein 3. Gene Ontology annotation, molecular function: protein binding. Gene Ontology annotation, cellular component: PRC1 complex. The transcript has 14 exons. The record is from RefSeq and is a predicted model, not a curated record. Lineage: Eukaryota; Metazoa; Arthropoda; Merostomata; Xiphosura; Limulidae. Bases 360 to 3059 code for a protein of 899 amino acids.